Messenger RNA from Dipodomys spectabilis (banner-tailed kangaroo rat), 2718 nucleotides. RefSeq names its product solute carrier family 44 member 2 (gene Slc44a2). Gene Ontology annotation, cellular component: membrane. Gene Ontology annotation, molecular function: choline transmembrane transporter activity. Bases 83 to 2197 code for a protein of 704 amino acids. The transcript is spliced from 22 exons. The record is from RefSeq and is a predicted model, not a curated record. NCBI's taxonomy places the organism in Eukaryota, Metazoa, Chordata, Mammalia, Rodentia, Heteromyidae. Gene Ontology annotation, biological process: transmembrane transport; choline transport.
GGGCGCUGCAGCCCGCCGAGCCUCCCGCGGGCCCGGGCUGGGGUCGCGCUGGCUGGGACUCGGCUCCCCGCCCGCCGCGGCCAUGGAGGACGAUCGGAAGGACGGAGCUUACGGGACUCCACAAAAGUAUGACCCUACUUUCAAAGGGCCUAUCUACAACAGGGGAUGCACGGAUGUCAUCUGUUGCGUGAUUCUGCUCCUGGCCAUCGUGGGCUACGUGGCUGUGGGUAUCAUAGCCUGGACUCACGGGGAUCCCCGGAAGGUGAUCUACCCCACUGAUAGCCGGGGCGAGUUCUGUGGACAGAAAGGCACAAAAAACGCGAAUAAACCCUUCCUGUUUUAUUUCAACAUUGUGAAGUGUGCCAGCCCCCUGGUCCUGUUGGAAUUCCAAUGUCCCACUCCUCAGAUCUGCGUGGAACAAUGCCCGGACCGCUACCUCACAUUCCUCAACGCGCGCAACUCCAGAGACUUUGACUACUACAAGCAGUUUUGUCUUCCUGGCUUCAAUAACAAUAAGGGGGUGGCCGAAGUGCUUCGAGAUGGCGAGUGCCCUGCGGUCCUCACCCCCAGCAAACCCCUGGCCCAGCGGUGCUUCCCCGCCAUCCACGCCCACAAGGGGGUCCUCAUGGUGGGCAACGAGACGACCUACGAGGACGGGCUGGGAUCUCGGAAGAACAUCACGGAGCUGGUGGAGGGCGCCAAGAAGGCCAAUGGAGUCCUUGAGGCCCGGCAGCUGGCCAUGCGGAUAUUUGAAGAUUACACGGUGUCCUGGUACUGGAUUGUCAUAGGCCUGGUCAUCGCCAUGGUGUUGAGUCUCCUCUUCAUCAUCCUGUUGCGCUUUCUGGCUGGCAUUAUGGUCUGGGUGAUGGUUGUCAUGGUGAUUCUGGUCCUGGGCUAUGGAAUCUUUCACUGCUACAUGGAAUAUUCCCGACUGCGCGGUGAGGCUGGCUCCGACGUGUCUCUGAUAGAUCUUGGUUUCCAGACAGACCUCCGGGUGUACUUGCACUUAAGACAGACCUGGAUGGCUUUCAUGAUUAUUCUGAGUAUCCUGGAAGUGAUUAUCAUUUUGCUACUCAUCUUUCUCCGCAAGAGAAUUCUCAUUGCCAUCGCGCUCAUCAAAGAAGCCAGCAGGGCUGUAGGGUACGUCAUGUGCUCCAUGCUCUACCCGCUGGUCACCUUCUUCCUGCUGUGUCUUUGUAUCGCCUACUGGGCCAGCACUGCUGUCUUUCUGUCCACUUCUAACGAAGCUGUGUAUAAGAUUUUUGAUGACGCCUCCUGUCCACUUGUUGGGAAAACCUGUAACCCUCAGAACUUCCCCUCCUUGAAUGAGUCGCGUCUCUGUCCCAAUGGCCGCUGCCAGUUUGCCUUCUAUGGCGGUGAGUCCGGCUAUCACCGUGCUCUGCUGGGGCUGCAGAUCUUCAAUGCCUUCAUGUUCUUCUGGCUGGCCAACUUCGUGCUAGCGCUGGGUCAGGUCACCCUGGCAGGGGCCUUUGCCUCCUACUACUGGGCCCUGCGGAAGCCAGAUGACAUGCCUGCCUUCCCGCUCUUUUCUGCCUUUGGACGGGCGCUCAGGUAUCACACGGGAUCGCUGGCGUUUGGUGCCCUCAUUCUGGCCAUUGUGCAGAUCAUCCGAGUGCUGCUUGAGUAUUUGGAUCAACGCCUGAAAGCCGCAGAGAACAAGUUUGCCAAAUUUCUCAUGACCUGUCUCAAGUGCUGCUUCUGGUGCCUGGAAAAGUUCAUCAAAUUCCUCAACAGGAACGCCUAUAUCAUGAUCGCCAUCUACGGCACCAACUUCUGCACGUCUGCCAGGAACGCCUUCUUCUUGCUCAUGAGAAACAUCAUCAGAGUGGCUGUCCUGGACAAAGUUACCGACUUCCUGUUCCUGUUGGGCAAGCUUCUGAUUGUGGGUAGUGUGGGGAUCCUCGCUUUCUUCUUCUUCACCCACCGAAUCCGGAUUGUGCAGGAUACAGCUCCGCCUCUCAAUUAUUACUGGGUGCCUAUCUUGACGGUGAUCGUCGGCUCCUACUUAAUCGCUCAUGGCUUCUUCAGCGUCUACGGCAUGUGUGUGGACACGCUGUUCCUCUGCUUCUUGGAGGACCUGGAGAGGAAUGACGGCUCCGCAGAGAGGCCUUACUUCAUGUCUUCGACUCUCAAGAAACUCUUGAACAAGACCAACAAGAAGUUGGCUGAGUCCUAAAGGCCAGGGCCUCUGUCGCCUCUGUCCACCUCUACCACCCCCCGCCACGCCCCCAGGGUGCUCAGAGGGCAGCUGGCUCAGGACCCCCCGCACCCCUCCAAGCCUGUCGGACUUCACCUCAUGCCACACUGCCUCUCUGUGCCCACAGCCACGUUUUAUAGUAGCCAGAAAGGACACCGUGAGUCACCCCAGCCCCUCCAGGUCCGGAUGGUGACGAAUCCAGUUGGGAGGUGACUCCAUCUCUGCCUGGCUCCUGCGUGCUUCCUGGCUGCUUCUCCACAGUGGAUGGGAAAGACUGAGCGGGAGGAGGAGGAGCUGCUGGAGCCAAGCUCCGCCCACUGGGUGGUGCCAAGCUCCGCCCACUGCCCCCUCCCCUGUGGGCCAAGGCCCCAUCUCCACUGGUUGAACAACUGGCCCAAGGGCCCUCCCAUGCAUUUCUGGAGGACUUUUUAACCUGGACCUGCAUUAAAGGGUCUAGUAGCUUUUCUUCCAUCGGCCUCCACAGCCGGAUGGAUAUGAAA